Molecule: messenger RNA, 1671 nt
Organism: Neurospora hispaniola
Lineage: Eukaryota; Fungi; Ascomycota; Sordariomycetes; Sordariales; Sordariaceae
Product: general substrate transporter
Exons: 4
Coding region: 1-1671 (556 amino acids)
Biological process (GO): transmembrane transport; carbohydrate transport
Cellular component (GO): membrane
Molecular function (GO): carbohydrate:proton symporter activity
Source: RefSeq, a predicted model, not a curated record
AUGGCCGGCGGCGUCAAGAAACCCGUCAACAUCUUCAAGCUCAAAAACUUGGACGAGCCAAAGGAAGUGUUCAACUGGAGGCUAUGGUUCGCCGUCUUGUCCUUCGGCCUGUUGGGCGCUGCCCGUGGUGUCGACGAAGGACUGAUCAAUGGCGCAUUGAAGAGCAAGAACUUCCAGGACAGCAUCAACUAUGCCUCGUACUCAACGGUUGAGCAAGCGAACAUCAAGGCAAACAUUUCGUCUAUGGUACUGAUUGGGAGUGUCGGGGGGGCAUUAAUAAUAGGGCGAAUCUGGGCUACUCGAAUACUUUGUCUACUUUGGAUCUUGGGCAUCGCCAUCUUCAUGGGUUCGAACGGCAACCUGAGUCUAGUUUACUUUGGUAGAUUUGUUGCAGGACUCGGUGUCGGACAGUCGCCUGUCGUCGGGCCAGUUUAUAUCGCCGAAAUAGCUCCAGCCAGCAUUCGUGGUUUCUGUGUUUGUACCUUUACCGGCUUCGUCUAUCUCGGUAUCGUCCUUGCAUACUUCACCAACUACGGGUGCCAGCUUCAUCUCGCCGAGACGCCAGCCCGUUGGAUGGUUCCUACCAGCCUCCAUAUCAUAUUCGCGGGUCUUAUUUUUCUCCUUACCUUUUUCCAGUACGAAUCGCCCCGGUUCCUAGUCAAGACAGGCAAAAGCGACAAGGCGCUCCACGUCAUGUCCCGUCUGCGCCACUUGCCCCCCGACCACGACUACGUUCGGCACGAAAUCAACGCCAUCACGCUCAGCCACCACGAAGAAAUGGAAGCUUCCAAAGGCGCCGGCUGGCUCGGCAUCCUCAAAGAAACCUUCACCGUGCGCAGCAACCUCUACCGCGUUGGCCUGACUCUCGGUGCCCAGGUUAUGGGUCAAUGGUCCGGCGCCGGCUCCAUCACCAUCUACGCGCCGGACCUGUUCGAACUCCUCGGUCUUACGGGCACUAAAGAGUUGCUUUUGGUAACAGCCGUCUUCGGCAUCGUCAAGCUAGUUGCCGCCAUCGUCUGCGCCCUCUUCCUGGUUGACUUCAUCGGCCGCAAACGCUCUCUCCUCUUGGGAAUAGCCUGUCAAGCCAUCUCGAUGAUUUACAUUGCAGGCUUUUUGUCCGCGACCCCCGAACUCGGCAACGAAGAGGGGUACGUGAUUCCCGCCAACUCGGGAAAAUUACGCGCUUCGCGAGGCGCCAUCGUCAUGAUUUUCCUAUCGGGAAUCGGCUGGGCGCUGGGUUGGAAUAGCAUGCAGUACUUGCUCAGCUCAGAGAUCUUUUGUCUGCGCCUGCGUGCCUUUUGCUCGAGUUUGGCGAUGUGUCUGCACUUUGCCAACCAGUACGGCAGCGCGAGGGCUGUGCCUGACAUGUUGCUCCCCGUGAGAGAGGGCGGAAUUUCGGGACAGGGAACAUUUUGGUUCUUUAGUGCUGUAACGAUAUUGGGCGGAGUAUGGGUAUGGUUCUUCGUACCAGAAACCGCCUCUAGGAGCUUGGAGAGUAUGGAUAGGUUGUUUAGUUUGCCGUGGUGGCAGAUUGGGAGGUAUGGAAACAGGGAGGCGGAGGUGCUCGAUGAGGCGGAGCGGGUCGGAGGGGAGAAGGAGAUGAUGUCCAGGAGCGGGUCGCAUGUGGAGGAGGAGAAGGGAAUGGCGUACGCGGCGGAGAGAAGGGUCUGA